Messenger RNA from Letharia columbiana, 702 nucleotides. RefSeq lists its product as uncharacterized. Bases 1 to 702 code for a protein of 233 amino acids. The record is from RefSeq and is a predicted model, not a curated record. The transcript is spliced from 2 exons. NCBI's taxonomy places the organism in Eukaryota, Fungi, Ascomycota, Lecanoromycetes, Lecanorales, Parmeliaceae.
AUGGAAAACAACCCGUCUGUGGAGCUAGCCAGACUCGUUGGUGUCGUCAUUGGAAUCUGCGGCCGCAAGAGGGCCCUGCUGCGGUCUCCUAAGCCGCCACGAGUUCUUGGAUGUAUGGUCAGCAGUCAUCGCGUCAGCCUUCCUCGCGAAGGUCAUACGCGAGUCAAGAUGUUCGCAAUCCUCAUGCCAGGGUACUUGUAUGCCUUGCCUCUCAAACGCUCAGCAAGUUACAAGGGCCAGGAACGCCAGACUGUCUCCACAACAGCAUUGUGGCCAGCGCUCGGCAUUCGAACAACAACUUUCCUACAAACCUAUAUCGAAGUCAGCCAUCUACACAAAGAGACUCAGCAGCCUCCUUCUCAUCUUCAACAAAGCCAUUUAUCUCGAGCUGUGGAAAGUCGACAAGGUCGACUUUCGCAACACAUCCCACAGAACAAUGACUCUUCCUCAAAAUAUUCUCCGAUACGGAAGAACGCUCACUCACCAACACCGUAUUUGCCCUCAAAAACCCCCAAUGGCGAUCAACCUUCGAAAGCUACUAAUGAGAAAAUACUCAUUGCUCAGAGGUUCAAGCUAGACUUGGAAGCUGCUCACGCCGACGAAGCGGCUUCGCAGUCUCUUAGCCCGCUAGGUCUUGUCCCAGGCUAUCCAGAUUCGAAGAGGCAUACUCAAACAAUAUCAAGGUCCUGCUGGCAGACUUGA